AUGCCAUCGCAAGAUUCAUCUAGACAAAAUCAAGGUAAUCAACAUCCACUUCAUACGUUUAAUCAACAUCAACAACAACAACAACAACUACAACAACAACAAAAAACGUAUAUGUCAACUCAAUUACCACCACAGGAUCAAUAUAUACCAGACCGACAACAGUAUUUACUUCAAAGAAAAUCAGAGUCUUUGAUUGGAUUUGAUCAAUCAGCUCCAUUUUUUUCUAGCAAUUCCCAAGAACUAACUCGCAACAAUCAACCGUAUCAAAGUAACUCUAGUGCCAACCAGUAUUAUCAAUUUGGAAAUCCAUCAUCCUCAUCAACAGUAUCAACAACGCCAUCAAAUUUGUAUCCCUCAUUAAAUCAACAAUUUGUUCCGCAGAUUAGUAAAAGCUCAUCAAAUAACUUCAACCAAGCUUCAAAGAUAUAUACAAGUAGUUCAUCAGAAUUAUUAGAUAACAAUCAAUAUCCUACACAACAUCAACAACAACAAUCUCAAUAUAAAAUACAAUCUUCGUUUCAGGAAGCACAACAUCAAGAUGCAAACCAUGUACAUUAUCUACUACAAGAACAACGACGAAAUAUACCAGCGGCAUCAAUCAGCUUACCAUUUCCAAGUAAUAUUGACAUCAAUCAAUAUCCAGAUAUGACAACUUUGGUAAAUUCAAAUGAGAAUAUUAUUGUACCUUUAGUGGAAAAUAGGUUUGUUGAUUUGAAAGUUUGUACAAUUUGUGGUAAAAGAAUUACAAGAGAUAAGCAAAGACACAUGAGGACUCAUCAAUCGGAAUCCAGAUUUAGUUGCAAAUUUCCUAAAACUCAAUGUCAUCAUAAACUGGGUAAAUUUAAUCGACCAUAUGAUUUUAAAAAACAUUUACUCAAUAGGCAUUUCAUAUUUGAUGACCCAAAGAUUAAAAAGUUGCAUAAUUUAAGUGAUAAAUUAGAUCAUUUAGGGACAUGUUCGUGUGGUCUAAGAUUUAUAGGUAGGAUAUGGUUAGAAGAUCAUAUAUUAACUGAUGACAUUUAUAAUCAAUGUUCAUUGAUCAAGCAGGAAGCACAAAAUUCAUAA
Molecule: messenger RNA, 1065 nt
Organism: Insectozyma verbasci
Lineage: Eukaryota; Fungi; Ascomycota; Pichiomycetes; Serinales; Debaryomycetaceae
Source: the annotation of a GenBank genome assembly